Molecule: messenger RNA, 1069 nt
Organism: Colletotrichum godetiae
Lineage: Eukaryota; Fungi; Ascomycota; Sordariomycetes; Glomerellales; Glomerellaceae
Exons: 2
Coding region: 134-1027 (297 amino acids)
Source: RefSeq, a predicted model, not a curated record
GCGCAAUCAGUCCAUCAUUCUUUGGUGAAUCAAGCUGUUUGAAAGGUGACAUUGAAGUUGCAAACACAAUUCUCCCACUGCCUUCACACCCUAACCCUGCGCGGAACAACGUUUAAGAAAUACAUAGCAAGCGAUGAGUUCGGCAACAGGAAUUCCAACAUGCACCGGAAAGACCGUCUUGGUCACUGGCGCAGCUGGUACACUCGGCCAAGCGACUGCAAUCUCGUUUGCCGCCGCAGGGAUUGCCCGCCUCGCCAUCGUUGACAAUGUCAAUGUUUCGAUUACCCGUGAUAAGGUUCUCCAAGCAGCCUUGGACGUCGGUAAUCCGGCGCCCGAUGUUCUUGCUUUGACCAUCGAUGUCUGUGAUGCCGCGAGCGUCGAGUCAGGCGUGCGAGAGGUGGCCUCAACGUGGGAUCACGUCGACACUUUUGUCAACAUCGCAGCUUCUUCACCUCAACCCAUCAUCCCUCAGGGUAAUGGAACUGGGUUGAGAGAGGUGGAUGCCUGGUGGAAGACCUGGGAGGUCAACGCCAAGGGCAUCAGCCUUAUGACGAGGGCCCUACUGCCCCUCCUGUCGCGCGGGACAGAAAAGACGAUCGUGAAUGCGAUUCCUGUGUUCUCCGCGAAUCUCGCGGCGUAUGCGAGCGACAGUCAAUUGUCCGUGCUGGCAUCUACGCGGCUUUCUGAGUGCCUAAUGCUCGACUACGCGUACGAGGGCCUCUUGGUUUACUCUGUCAACCCAGAUAUUGAUCUGCAGGGAAGAGGGUCAGAGGCCCAGAGACUAGUCAUAAAUUCAGGAUGCGGCGAUGUCAUUGUUCAUCUGACCGACAAGCGGCGCGAUUGGCUGGCGGGGAGACAUGUCGGAAGCGUGGAGGACCUGCUUGAGCUAAAGGCCCGACAUGAAGACUUGGCUGGCAGUUUUCUCUUGAAUUACCGGCCUCCUAUUGAGAUAGUACCUUUGAAAGGCGAGGGAUUUCUACCAUCUUGGGUGUCUAGGAGGGGAAGAGUGCCUCGUAGUAGUUACUAAGCAUUUUGUUGGAAUAAUUAUGAUAGACACUAUUAUGGAAAC